This is a messenger RNA of Rosa chinensis, 3067 nucleotides long. Its product is annotated as probable inactive leucine-rich repeat receptor-like protein kinase At3g03770. Gene Ontology annotation, molecular function: ATP binding; protein kinase activity; receptor serine/threonine kinase binding. The transcript has 7 exons. Gene Ontology annotation, biological process: protein phosphorylation. The record is from RefSeq and is a predicted model, not a curated record. The coding region runs from base 539 to 2848 and encodes 769 amino acids. NCBI's taxonomy places the organism in Eukaryota, Viridiplantae, Streptophyta, Magnoliopsida, Rosales, Rosaceae.
UUACAAUUUCUGUACUUGCUGGUCCCUGUUUUCAUAGCAGAAUUGGUAAAGACGCUUCCUUUAUUUGGGUUUUAAGCUUGGUUUUUAUGCAAGUUACUUUCUGGGUUUUUGACCAACUUGUUUGAGCGUUCAACAUUAUCCGUGGAACUUGCCCAUUUUGUUCUUGGGGUUUGUUCAAAUUCAGUGAAAAUUAGAGUUAACUUGUGCAGUGGGGCAUUUCUACAUGUUGAUUUCAGUGAUUCUUUUAUGGGUUUUGUCUCUUACUCUAUCUUACCCUGCAUUCUUCUUCCAAUUUCUGUGCUUGUUGGUCUCUGUUUUCCCUGAAAAAUUCUUGAAGAUGCUUGCUUUAUGUGGCUAAUUUAGCUUUGUUUCUGUAAGUUUUUCUUUUGUGGGCUUUAACCAACUUGUUUAAGCUGUUGAAUAUUACCCAGGAAACUUGCCCUUUUCAUUCUGAAAUGAGAAGGAAUCUGUGAAUUUGAGCUUCUGAGGAAAGAUUUCGUCUUGGGAUUUUGUCAAAAUUUACUGCAAAUUACAGCAAAUGGGGUGUUUUUACUUGUUUUUUUCAGUGAUUGUGUCAUGGGCUUUGUUCCUCCCCAGUACCCAUGAGUUGCAAACCUCUCAGAGCCAAGUGUUAACGCAGCUGAGGAAACAUUUAGAGUUCCCUUCCCCAUUAGGAGUUUUGGAGAAUUACACUGGAGACCUCUGUAACCUAUCUUCCCCUGCACAUCUGAGCAUUUCAUGCCAGGAAAAUUCUAUCACUGAGCUCAAAGUCAUGGGAGAUAGGCUUUUUAAUGUCACUGAGUUCAAUGGAUUUGCAAUUCCCAAUAAAACUCUUUCUGAGAAGUUCUCCAUUGAUUCUUUUGUGACCACAUUGUCAAGGUUGCCUAGCUUGAGGGUUCUUAGCUUAGUGUCUUUGGGGAUUUGGGGACGACUUCCUGAUAAGAUUCAUAGGUUAUCUUCGCUUGAAGUCUUAGACCUGAGCUCAAAUUUCAUAUUUGGUUCAAUUCCCCCUAAGAUAUCCACAAUGGUCAAGCUUCACACUCUAAGCCUGGAGGUCAAUUAUUUCAAUGAGACUGUUCCUGAUUGGUUGGACUCGUUAUCAAACCUCACCAUUUUGUGCUUGAAGAACAAUCAGCUCAAGGGUCAGUUUCCUUCUUCAAUAUGCAGAAUUAAGACGCUCACUGACCUUGCUCUGUCUCACAAUGAGCUUUCUGGAAAAUUACCUGACAUGAGUACUUUAACCAGCCUGCAUGUAUUGGAUUUGAGAGAAAAUGAUUUAGAUUCUGAACUACCAGUGUUGCCAAAAAGAUUGGUUACAGUACUUCUUAGCAAGAACUCGUUCUCAGGAAAGAUUCCGGUGCAAUUUGGUGAUUUGAGUCAGCUUCAACACCUUGAUCUAUCAUUCAAUUAUCUCAGUGGAGCACCACCCUCUAACUUGUUCUCUUUGCCAGAGAUCAGUUAUCUGAAUUUAGCAUCCAAUAUGCUGAGUGGACCAUUUCCAAAUGGUCUAAAUUGUGGUGGCAAACUUGGUUUUGUUGAUAUUUCUAAUAACAAGUUAGCAGGGGAUCUUCCUUCUUGCCUGGGUAGUACCUCAGAUGAGAGAGUUGUUGAACUCAGCGGUAACUGUUUGGCCAAUGCUUCCCAACACCAGCAUGACCAUUCAUAUUGUACAAAGGCUCUUGCAAGGAGAAAACAAUCUAGUGUGAGAGAGAUUGUGGUGCUAGUUGCUGUUGCCAUCGGAGCACUUCUUGUUUUAGUACUUUCUGUACUUGCGGUUAUUUGCUUGUGUAGAAGAUACCGUUCAAGGAAGUCUGAGCAUAACAUAUUUGCAAAAGCUGUGCCAGAUAAUUCACCAAAUGAUCUUUGCUCGAACAUCGUUACAAAUGCUAGAUAUAUAUCUCAAGCAGCGAAAUUAGAGACACAUGGUGCCCCAGUAUGUCGAUUGUUUUCCCUUGAAGAGUUGAGGGUAGCAACAAACGACUUUGAUUUCUCAAUGUUUUUGGGUGAAGGCUCUAUGGGAAAGCUUUACAAAGGCAAGUUGGAAAAUGGGACCUCAGUUGCAAUCAGAUCUCUGGCUAUAUCAAAAAAAUGCUCAACUAAUAACCUUAAAGUUCAGCUGGAUUCACUCUCAAAGCUUCACCAUCCUCACUUGGUUGGCCUGUUGGGUCAUUGCAUUGACAGUAGUGGACAAGAUGAUUCUGGUGGCAAAAGACUUUUCCUUGUAUAUGAAUACAUCUCUAGUGGGAAUUACCGUACCUAUCUUUCAGAAAACUAUCCAGAGAAGGUUCUCAAGUGGUCUGAUAGAUUGGCAAUUCUAAUAGGAGUUGCAAAAGCAGUCCAUUUUCUACACACUGGGGUUAUUCCAGGUUCUUUCAACAAUCGAUUGAAAACAAACAACAUACUGCUAGAUGAGCAUCGGAUUCCAAAGCUGAGUGACUAUGGGAUGUCCCUCAUCACAGAAGAAAUUGAAAAACCUGAGGCAAAAGGAGAAGGCCCAAAAUCAAGGCGUAAAAAGGAUCUGGAGGGUGAUGUUUACAACUUUGGAUUUGUACUACUUGAAUCACUCGUCGGACCUAUAGUAAGUGGAAAAGGGGAAACCUUUCUGCUGAAUGAAAUGGCAUCAUUUGGGAGCCAAGACGGUCGAAGAAGAAUUGUGGAUCCAGUUGUGUUGACAACUUGCUCACAGGAGUCGUUAUCCAUUGUGGUAUCGAUCACAAAGAAAUGCAUAUCUCCAGAAGUAUCAUCACGUCCCUCUUUCGAAGACGUGCUUUGGAACUUGCAGUAUGCAGCUCAAGUCCAGGCCACUGCUGAUGCUGAUCAAAAAUCCGAUGCUACAUCCGUGAGCUGAUAUCCUCCUACACUGCCACUGUCUUGCUUGUAAGAAAAGGCAAGGAAGGCCUGUAAAAAAAACUUUAAAAAGAGAAAGUAGACUACUUGGUGUGGGCUUGUAAAUGCAUGCUAGUUACUGAGGAAUGGUAAUUGUACAUUGUAAUUGAAUGAUUUGUUCCGAGGAAUUAUAGAAGAAAAAUUGUGAAUGGGGAAGUGGCUAAUGGUACUAUUAGAGUAA